This is a messenger RNA of Dermatophagoides farinae (American house dust mite), 3933 nucleotides long. The record is from RefSeq and is a predicted model, not a curated record. NCBI's taxonomy places the organism in Eukaryota, Metazoa, Arthropoda, Arachnida, Sarcoptiformes, Pyroglyphidae.
GAAAAACAAUAUUUCAACAUGACAAGACCCUACAUUGGGUGCAUAUAGCACAUUCUCUUUUUACGCUCUUCCUUUUUUUUCAACAUCAUUUGUUCUUUGUUUUCGUUCAUUCAUUUGUAAUAUUGAUCAUGAUGGAUGACGAAUUUUCUUGGUGUGAUUAUGGACCAUUCUAUUUGAUUGGGGUGAAAAUUUUCAACUUUAAAUCAUAUCGUGGCGAACAUGUUAUUGGCCCAUUCACCGAUUUGACUGUAAUUAUCGGUCCAAAUGGUUCGGGUAAAUCGAAUCUAAUGGAUGCCAUUAGUUUUGUUUUAUUGGUCAGAAAUGAAAAGUUACGGCUUAGAAAUGCAGCCAGUUUGACCAAUGACUCAUACUAUCAAAGUGAUGAAAGUAGUGAUUAUUCAUAUGAUGAUUCAAAUCAAAAAGUUUAUGUUGAAUUACGUUUCAGAUCGAAACAAGAUUCCAAUUUAUCCGUAUUUUUUCGACGAUCAAUUGCCCGUAAUAAAUCAUAUCUUUACUACAUUAAUGAUCAAAAUGUUGCGAAAAAUGUUUACAUCGAUGGGUUAUUGAAACUUGGAUUCAAUUCGAACCAUAAAUCUUUUCUGAUUUUUCAGGAAAAAAUUGAUCGAUUUAUUCAAGAAGAUCCGAAAAAUUUUACUAAAAUUCUCGAAGAAUUAUCUGGAAGUCAAGUCUUCAAAACUGAAUAUGAAGAUUUAAAGACACAAUAUUCGAGAAAAGAAAAUGAACUCAAUCUGUUGGUUCAAGAGAAACAAAAAUUUUAUCAGUCAAAAAAAUUUGUCGAUUUUCUCAAUUCUGAAACACAAAAAAAUAAUUCACUCAUAAAAACAAUCAAUGUUUUGAAAAUUCAACAAGUUUUACUCGAUUUAUACUAUGUCCAUAUGGGAUUGGAAAAAAUGCAACAAGUUAUGCAGAAAAACAUUAAAGUUGCCGAAGAAACAUCUCGUCAACUUGAAAGUUUAGAGGAAGAAAAAAAUACCAUCACCCAUGACGUGAUCAAAAUCAAAGAGGAAAGAACCGAACUUGAAAAAAAAAUUCGUGAAAAUGAAUUGAGUGUUUUAUUCCAGUUGAAAUGUGAAUAUCAAAAAGCUAAAGAUGAAUGUGCCCGUAUUGAAACAUUGAUCAAGAAUGCACAGAAUAGCAAGAAUAAACUUUUAUUGGAACAGAAAAUGAAUGAAAAUUUGAUGCAAACAUAUCAGCAAGAAAUCGAAAAGCUAGAAAAUGGAAUUCGUGAAUAUCGAAUGCAGAUUGAAAAUCGAAAAAUCGAUCAAGAAAUAAUAGCCGAAUAUAAACGUUUGAAAAACAUAUUUAUGAUCGAAAUCACUCCAUACGAACAUGAUCAUGGCGAUACCGAUAACAAAGUUCGUAAUCUUAAACAGCAACAAACAUUAUUUCAAUUGAAAAAAGAUCAUCUGAAUUCAUUGUUGAACAGCGAAAAAUAUGAAGAAAAAUUGAAUGAAAUAGGAAAGGAAAUUCAUAAAUUCACCGAUAAACAACAUCAACUUAAAAAGGAAAAAACAAAAUUGCAGAAAAAUAUCGAGCAAAUCAAAACACAAAUCAAUAAAUUUGGACGUGAAAUUGAAGCAUAUGACAAAAACAUUGCUAAAAAAUAUACUUGUAUAAAAAAUAGAGAAGAAACUAGCAAAAAGAACCGAUUUCUCAAAUAUUUAAUGGAUAAUUAUCCAAAUGUUCGUGGACGUCUCGCUGAUUUGUGUAUACCUGCAAAUAAAAAAUAUCAAUUACCAUUAUCGAUAAUUAUGAAAAAAUAUUCAAAUGCAAUCGUUGUUGAUUCGUUUAAAACAGUCGAAAUGAUAUUUCGUAAUGAAAAAUCUCAAUUCAUUGAUUCGGAAACUUUUUUAGCAUUGGACAUCAUUAAAGCUCCAAUUUUGAACAAAAAUCUUCGUCACCUUGCCAUUCCUAAUGUUUCUUUAGUCUAUGAUUUGAUUGAUUUCAGAAAAAAUCCCACAAUUGAAAAAGCCAUUAGAUUUGUUGUGGGUAACACACUUUUGUGUGAAACACGUGAAGAUGCUGCCCGUGUAUCAUAUAAUCUUGGUGAUGGCCAAAAACACAAUGUCAUUUCUAUCGAUGGUACAAUGUUCAACUCUAAUGGUCGCAUUUCGUUUGUAAAAACUGGAACGGUAAAAACCAUAUGGAAAGAUGAAGAAUAUUCGGAAGAAUUGUUGGAAAGAAAGUCUCAACAAGCAGCUUAUUUGGAAAUUUUAAACAAAAAAGAUGUAAUUGUCCAAGAACUCAAUGAAAUUGAUGCACAACUAUUCGACUGCAAUGCUCAUCUAGAAAAACAAUCAAAGCUCAAAAAUGAAUAUCAAAAGAAACUCAAAGAUAUCCGUUUACAAAUAAAUGAGCUAAACGAAAGACUUUAUCAAAUUGAUUCUGCUCUUUGCGAGAUAUCUGAUUCAAUCGAUCGUUAUGAUCAUCAUUUUAAUCGUAUAGAAACAAAAGUAUUUGGGCAAUUUCUUUCAAGGAACAAUGUUCCUAAUGUUAAACAAUUUGAAGCUCUUUAUUUAAAUUCGUAUGAUGAUGAAUAUUUGGCUGAUUGCGAAAAUCGUUUGGAAAAUUUGAAAGGAAAAAUUAAAACUGAACAAGACAAAUCGAUUAAUAAAGAAAUGGAUGAAUGGAAAAAAAUUAUCCAUGAAAAUUUGCGUAAACUUGAUAAAGCUCAGAAAACUCUCAAUUCUGUUCGAAAAAGUUUGGAUAAAAAUGAAAAAUCUCAUGAUAACCUAAGAAAGAGAUCGACAGAAUUGAAUGAAAUCCUCACAGAAACCACCAUACAGUUACAACAGUUUAAUAAAGAAAUUAAUAAGGCACGAAAGAUGUUGGAAUCAACUAACAAAAGUAUAGUAAAAUCAAAAUUCGAUCUUCAAUCUCUAACAAACAAGAGACAUAAAAUUUUCGAAAGAUCAUUCAACGAAAGUAUCGCGAUUCCCAUACAACAAGAUUUAUAUAUUCUUGAAGAAAUAUUUGGUGAAUCACAUAACUUAACUAUCCACGACAUUUAUCAUCGUGAAUCUCAGAUCAAUGUGAAUUUCGAUAAGUAUCCUGAAAUUAAAGUGAAAACCGAUAAUGAAUAUGUAGAAAUGAAGCAUAAAAUUACUAAUGACAUUCUAUCAAAAGAGUCGGAAAUUCAAAAAUUGACUUUAGCAUCCGAAUCAUCUUUAUCAUCAAAGAAAUCUGAAUUACAUCGAAGGAUUCGGUCAAUCAACAAUGAAAUCAAUGAAAUCUCAAAUGAACUAAUUUUGUUGAAAGAACCCUUUGAAAAUGUCAAACAACAACGAAUAGCAACUUUUAAUGAUUUUUUGCAAAAAGUUUCUAAAAAUUUAGAUAAAUUUUAUAAAGAACUAAUGCAAAAUGAAUCCUCACAAUCGUAUCUGAUACCAGAAAAUCAUGAAGAACCUUACCUGAAUGGUGUUCUUUUCAAUUGUAUCGUUCCUGGAAAAUCUUUUCAACCAGUUACAUCUUUGAGCGGUGGUGAGAAAAUCAUGGCUAUUUUUGCUUUUUUGUUUUCAUUGUACUUUGAAAAAAUGCCAUCAUUUUUCAUUAUGGAUGAGAUUGAUGCCUCUUUGGAUAAUGCAAACACCAGAAAGCUAUUGACAUUUUUGAAAUCAAAAACAUCGUAUACACAAUUUAUUUUGAUUUCAUUGAAACCUGAAUUGUUUGAUAAAGCUGAUUCACUUAUUGGUGUGUGUAAAGAGAAAAUUAAUGUCCACUCAUCCACCAGCAAAACCUAUUCACUUGACAUUCGUCAGUAUGAUGAUUAACUUUUCAAUUUUCAUUUUGAUUUCAUUAUUAUUAUAUAAUACUAUUCAAUCUGGAUUACAAAAAAUUCAAUUUUCUAUUAUAACUUAAUGAACCUUUAGUGUUGACAGAGUUUUUUCUAAUAAAAUUCGAUUUUCGUUUUCA